Molecule: messenger RNA, 968 nt
Organism: Zingiber officinale
Lineage: Eukaryota; Viridiplantae; Streptophyta; Magnoliopsida; Zingiberales; Zingiberaceae
Exons: 3
Coding region: 170-835 (221 amino acids)
Source: RefSeq, a predicted model, not a curated record
AAAAAAGCGACGAGGCAGAGCCUCGCUUAAGCGACACCAUGACCGGGCAGCCAUGCCCAAAGCAGCUUCGAGGUGGACCAUCGCCCCACCUGCUCCCUUUCCCUUUUUCCUCCCUCUCUGAUCGCAUCGCUCCCUCCUUCCUCAUUCACCCAAACGGGCAUCCGCGACGAUGGGCGGCAGCAGCAGGACCAGCCCCCGCCUGCCCAGCUUCUGCUUCAACCGCAUCGCCGCUCGGGUCAGGGUCCGCUCCCCGCCGCCCAGCGAGAGGAAGCCUCCUCCAGCCGACAAUGCGGUGGAGCCCAACCCCGCGGAAGAAGAGGCUGAGGUCGCCGCGAUCGGGCGGAGGAGGAUCAUGAUCGUGGUGGACACCAGCCCGGAAUCCAAAACGGCGAUGCUCUGGGCGCUCUCCCACGCGGUGCAGACCAGCGACUGCGUCGUCCUCGUCAACGCCGUCAGACCAUCCUCCAAGCACGGCGAUCGAUCGAGAGAUUCCAAGUCUCGUGAGCUCCUCCAUUCCAUGAAAAACAUUUGCCAAGCCAAAAAACCAGAGGUUGUUGUGGAGGUAUCCGUGGUGGAAGCGACGGAGCUAGGGGCGGCCAUCCUGGAAGAGGCGAGAAAGCAAGGGGCCUCCCUCCUGGUAAUGGGGCAGAAGAAGAGGUCCUUCACGUGGAGACUGGUCAUGCUCUGGGCCGGCAACAAGAUCUCCGGCAGCGUCGCUGACUACUGCGUGCAGAACGCGACGUGCAUGGCGGUGGCGGUGAGGAGGAAGAGCAGGAGAGGCGGUGGCUACUUGAUCACCACCAAGCGGCAUAAAGAUUUCUGGCUUCUGGCUUGAUUGAAAAUUGAAAUUCGGCUGGGUGUUUACAUAAUUAACUGAUUGAAUUCUUUUGGUGGUGUUUGGUAGAUAUUGAUGUAGAUUUAUUGCACCUCCUUGCGAUCUGCUAGUUUGCCGAUUUGGUUUUUGUUUU